AAGGAAAGUAAGGAAAAAGAAAGACAAGCACAAUGAAACUGUCAUGAUUAUAGUUCACUACCACCUAUCAAUAUCCAAAACAGCAACAUUAAACCAACGUUCUCUUUCUCUGCCCUUAUCCUACCUAGCUUUUUCUUUCCUUUAAAUUCCAAAGUCUUUGCCAAUAAUCCUAUUGCCUUGUUAUAACUUUGCUAUAUAUAUUUCUCUCUAACACUAAUUAGUUACAUUGUUAAUUAAUUAUUAUUAAUGAUAACAGAAAAUUACAGAUCAAUGAAACUUCAUACAGAAACAGAGUGCUGUCUCCCUAAUAAUGUGACAGACAUUACAUGCAUGGAUAACCAACCAACGGUGGUGAUUGAGAAAUUGAGCAAAACGGUGCGUUUACUAGGUUUCAUGUUACAAAACGGUGUCUCUAAGAGUAACAGAGUGAUACAAGAUAUGCAAGAAGUGAUGAAGAGAGGGAAAAACAUAGGGAAAGCAUUGAACAGCGUGAUGGUGAAGCACCAUGAAGCACUCACGUGCCGACCACGUGAUGCUGAUAUGUAUUUCAUUUCACCGUUGGAGUAUCAGUUCAGCUGUAGUAGCAGUCCACCUCGUCUCUCUCGCGGUGGCGCCAGCAGUAGUAGGAGGAAGCUUUUGUCUCCGGCCAAGGAGGAUGGUCGCCGGCAAAUGAAGGUGUGUCGCGGCAAUGAAAGGAGGCGCGUGAAGAUGACAACUUUGUCUAGGGAGACAGAAAAGGAGAAAGAGUUUCAUGUUGACCAGGCGGCGGAAGAGUUCAUAGAAAAGUUUUACAGAGAAUUGAGGUUGCAGAAAUGGUUGGAUCAUCAUCAACAUCAACAUCAACAUCACUAUUAAUGCUGACGUGUCCUGUGUGUUUGACCCAGCUAGUAAUCAUGUGGAUGUGGCAGGUGAAUCAUAUUCAAACUCCAGUGACAAAUCUGCUUCUGAGGCUCUCUCUUUGAAUCUCUGUACUAUGUAUAUGUUAUGUUAAUGUUAAUGUUAGUUCAUGUAAUUGUAGGUACCUUAUUAUUGACCUGCAAUUGUUUUCUUUUCGUACUGUAGUGUUGUUAUGCUAUCAUCAACAAAGCUAGCUUCUUUCACUUUA
This is a messenger RNA of Medicago truncatula (barrel medic), 1105 nucleotides long. RefSeq lists its product as uncharacterized. The coding region runs from base 247 to 855 and encodes 202 amino acids. The transcript has a single exon. The record is from RefSeq and is a predicted model, not a curated record. NCBI's taxonomy places the organism in Eukaryota, Viridiplantae, Streptophyta, Magnoliopsida, Fabales, Fabaceae.